ACAAUAGUAAUGACUGGAGGUGCUGGGGCUGCUUUGAGCAACGUCCCCGGCCUGAAGAGGCGGGAAGCUCCGGUCCUGGUCCUUCCCUUCCUGCCGCCCUAGUUUGGUGACAGACUGGUCAACGUUGUGAAGGGCAAAGAUCUUUGGUGAAGGGCAGGGAACGCUGGGACGGAGAUGUCGGCGGCUCCUUCACCCGCUGCCUCGGUCUAAGGGCCCGGCCCCGCUUCACCCGGAACUGUCUGCGGCCCCACUAACCCGGGCAGAGGCAGAGAGAGAGCAGACACACACACAGACUGCAAUGCAGCAGCGCUCCUGGCUCCAGCGCUGCCUGGGUUUAUUUCCUGGGAAGAAGUACUUCGGGACCUAUCGCUUCCUCCCGUGUUUCUUUGUACUGGGCGGCGUGAUGGAGUGGAUCAUGAUCAACGUGCGCAUCGGGCACGAAACCUUCUACGAUGUGUACCGAAGAAAACGUUCUGAAAGGCAGUACCAGCAGAAAUUAGAAGACAUGUCUGCACCUGAAAAUCAGCAGCCAUCAAAAUAAGACACCGGAAAAUUUGCAUUAAAUUUGUAUUAAACUAUUUCCUAUUUAAAACUGUAAUAUUUCCUGUGAUUUAUAUUUUAGUACAUCUUGAAUACAAUGAAGCAUUUCCUGUGGUUACUUGUUUGAUUGAAUUUUCUAUUUGUCAUCCACUUGUUUUGUAUUACACCUUGCAUCUUUAGAUAUUUGAAAACCCACUUAUUGCUUGAAGUACCAUCACUCUUGACAUAGUGUUACAUCCAUACCACCCUGCGCUGUGGUAUAAUUAGUCAAAUUUGUGUUCGCUGAUGCUAGAGGAAGAAUGUUAAUAAGGAUAUCAGAAGCACUUGCGCUCUUCAAAUAAUUUAAUGGAACCUUUUAGUUCCACCGGAAGAGGGAGUAUUUGUAUUUCCUUUUGUUCAAACAACAGCUCUUUCAACACAGGAAAGGAGCUUGACGACUCAGCAUUCUAACUCGUGCCAUUAACUGAAACACGCUGCUCCAAAGAAGGGGACAUGAGUACAAGGUUGACAAAUAAAACAUUUAUGAUGAAAGAUUGGAAUGUGAAACAUAGUUCCACAUUAAAGUCUCGACCUUGGUGCAUUAAAGAAAUGGCUUGAUGGAUAUACUGUAUUCUCAUUGAUUAGAGCUCUAUGGGGAUAGGGUAGAAAGGGAUAAUUAGAGGGUGGGGGGAAAAGCUUGCGUGGAAUUUAAAUGGCAAAUAUAAUUGUGAUAGCGCGACUUGUUUCUGAGAUUUCUUUGUUGUGCCUGAAUUCCUGCUAAUGCCAUUCAAUGAUUCCCAAAAGAAGACUGUGAGCUUGUUAGAAGACCACUGGAGAAGGGUCUCGAGCUAAAACGUCACCUAUUCCUUAUCGCCAGAGAUGCUGCCUGUCCUGCAGAGUUACUCCAGCAUUUUGUGUCUAUCUUCCAUGUAAACCAGCAUCUGCAGUUCCUUACUACACAAGAGACCACCUUUAUACCUUGCUACAAGUACCUUGGCAGUACAAAACUGCUGAGCGGCAUUAGUACUUAUCGAGUGAGUGCAUUUAAUUUUUUUAAUAUCUGUCUACGAUUAUGAGCACAGUAGGCAUUUAUGAACUGAAAUAUUAAAUUGACGGUCUUAGGUAA
Messenger RNA from Amblyraja radiata (thorny skate), 1645 nucleotides. RefSeq names its product ubiquinol-cytochrome c reductase complex assembly factor 5 (gene uqcc5). The transcript has 3 exons. Bases 299 to 541 code for a protein of 80 amino acids. Lineage: Eukaryota; Metazoa; Chordata; Chondrichthyes; Rajiformes; Rajidae. The record is from RefSeq and is a predicted model, not a curated record.